ACGGCGGCGGAGGAACGUUCACAACAAAGGCGAGAGGCAGAAUUUUUAUUUAGAGUCAACACAGUUUCAUCUGAAAACCGUUGAAUUACUCACGGCCAUAAAGAAAAAACGCGACUGCUAUCAUCACGACAACUGGGAAGUCCAUCAUGUCGGUUGUCUGCAGGCCCACAGGCUGAAGAGGUGUGAGCAGUUGGGAGAGCUGGGGACGGAGCAAUGGGAAACACGGCCACAAAGUUCCGCAAGGCACUGAUCAGUGGAGAUGAGGUUCUGGCUUAUCAGCUCUACGAGGGCAACCCUCAGUUCAAAGAGUCACUAGACCCCAACACCUCAUAUGGGGAACCUUACCAACACAACACCCCGCUCCAUUACGCUGCCAGACAUGCCAUGACACGCAUACUCAGGUCCUUCCUCUUCAGCAAGGACGGGAACCCAAACAAACGUAAUGUGCACAAUGAAACGGCACUGCACGUUUUGUGCAUGGGACCACACAUCAUGCUGUCCGAGGGAGCCCUGCAGCCACGCCUGGCCCGGCCCUAUGAAGAUGAGCGCAGACGGGCUGAGUGUCUGCAGAUGAUCUUAAAGUGGACUGGUGCCAAAUUGGACCGUGGCGAAUAUGAGAGCGCGGACGUCAGCGCCAACGAUAACAAAAAAAACACACCGCUACAUUACGCCGCUGCCUCAGGGAUGAAGAUAUGCGUUGAGUUUCUGGUAAAGCGUGGUGCCGACCUGUUUGCGGAGAAUGAGAACAAGGAAACCCCGUGUGACUGUGCAGAAAGGCAGCACCAUAAGGAGCUCGCUCUCAGUCUGGAGUCUCAGAUGGUCUUCUCCUCCGACCCCCACGCUGAGGAUAUCGAGGCCGAGUACGCAGGCUUAGACCGCAGGGAGUUUUAUGAAGGUUUGAGAGUGCAGGAUCUCAGAAGACUGAAGGACAUGCUGAUAGUGGAAACAGCGGACAUGCUGCAGGCUCCUCUCUUCACCGCCGAAGCUCUUCUCCGGGCUCACGACUGGGACAGGGAAAAGCUCUUGGAGGCAUGGAUGUCUAAUGCUGAAGACUGCUGCCAGCGCUCGGGCGUUCAGAUGCCCACCCCUCCGCCCAGAGGUUACAACACGUGGGACACCCUGCCAUCGCCCCGUACGCCCCGCACCACACGCUCAUCCAUCACCUCUCCAGACGAGAUCAGCCUGACCCCCGCUGAUGACGAUCUCUCACUGUGUGGGAUCUGUAUGUGUGCAGCCUCCAUGUUUGAAGAGCCUGUUGAUAUCCCAUGCGGACACGAGUUUUGCAGAGGAUGCUGGGAAAGCUUCUUGAAUCUGAAGAUCCAGGAGGGGGAGGCCCAUAACAUCUUCUGUCCGGCUUAUGACUGCUUCCAGCUAGUUCCUGUCGAGGUCAUCGAGAGCAUUGUGUCCAGAGAGAUGGACAAACGUUACCUGCAGUUUGACAUCAAGGCAUUUGUAGAGAAUAAUCCUGCCAUCCGGUGGUGCCCGCGGGCCGGCUGUGACAGAGCGGUGCGUUUGUCUGGACAAGGGCCCGGUGCCAGCAUUUCUGACCCGCUCAGCUUCCCUCUUCUUCAGGCUCCUGCGGUGGACUGUGGGAAGGGCCAUCUCUUCUGCUGGGAAUGCCAAGGAGAAGCCCAUGAACCCUGUGACUGCCAAACAUGGAAGAUGUGGCUUCAGAAGGUCACUGAUAUGAAACCAGAAGAACUGGCAGGUGUAAGUGUGGAGUAUGAAGAUGCUGCCAACUGCCUGUGGUUACUCACCAACUCCAAAUCCUGUGCCAACUGCAAAUCUCCCAUUCAGAAGAAUGAAGGCUGCAACCACAUGCAAUGUGCCAAGUGUAAGUAUGAUUUCUGCUGGAUCUGUCUGGAGGAGUGGAAGAAACACAGUUCAUCCACAGGAGGAUACUAUAGGUGCACGCGUUAUGAGGUUAUCCAGCAGGUGGAGGAACAGUCCAAGGACAUGACCGUUGAGGCGGAGAAGAAACACAAAAACUUUCAGGAGCUGGAUCGCUUCAUGCACUAUUACUCACGCUUUAAGAACCACGAGCACAGCUACCAGCUAGAGGAACGUCUUCUUAAGACAGCCAAAGACAAGAUGGAGCAGCUGAGCAAAGUUCUGAGCGGAAGAGAGGGAGGCCCUCCAGAUACUACUUUCAUUGAAGAUGCAGUGCAUGAACUACUUAAGACCCGUCGCAUUCUCAAGUGCUCUUACCCAUACGGCUUCUUUCUGGAGACCAAAAGCACAAAGAAGGAAAUAUUUGAACUUAUGCAGACUGACUUGGAAAUGGUGACUGAAGACCUUGCGCAGAAGGUCAACCGACCGUACCUCCGCACACCACGUCACAAGAUCAUCCGCGCCGCCUGCCUGGUGCAGCAGAAACGGCAGGAGUUUCUGGCGUCUGUGGCGAGAGGCGUGGCGCCCAAUGACUCACCUGAUGCCCCUCGACGAAGUUUUGCUGGAGGAACAUGGGACUGGGAGUACUUGGGUUUCGCCUCCCCAGAGAUCCAGAGGAAUCAAGCCUUUCUCGGGGGAAAUGAUCCGAGAGAACAGUGUCAGUAUACAGGAAGCCAUCCGCAGGAGUAUGCAGAGUUCCAGUAUAGACGCAGACACAGGCAACGCAGACGUGGAGAUAUGGCCAGCCUCCGCAGCAACACACCUGACCCAGAUGACCCCAACAAUGGCACUUUAGACAUGCAAGAAAUCGGUGGUGGUCCGCGGCAGGGUCUGCCAAGGACCCACAGUUCCCUGGAUGAAGAUGAUCCAAAUAUCCUCUUGGCCAUCCAGUUGUCUUUGCAGGAGUCUGGUCUGGCUAUGGGCGGCGCUGGCAUUGACGCCCAAGAGAUACUCGCCAACGAGGCGUCUCUAGGGGCCAUCGGAACAUCCCUACCCACACGGCUGGAUCCGGUGCUGUGCGGUAGAGAUGUGCCCCGCGCUGCCCUGAGCAGCUCCGAGCUGUUAGAGGUGGGUGACAGCUUGAAAAAGCUCGGAAACAUAAGCGGGCAGAAUGUUCCUCUGCGUUUUGACAAUCUUAAUACUCGUGAGUCCGAAGAGGUUCAACCGUCCUCUGAUUUUGGCUCAGACAGCGCCAACCUUCUUGGCAACAUCAUGGCUUGGUUUCAUGACAUGAACCCUCAGAAUAUCAGUUUGGUUCCUUCAGCCGGUGCAAUGAAUCAAGAAUUCACCGCUUCAGCUGCAAGGAUGACGUCGGAGCUGACUGCAGAGUGCGCCGUUCCAAAAUGGACAGCAGAGUGCGAUAGAGAUCAAGAGCGAGAGUACGGCACCAGCCGUGCCACGGAGGAACGCGAGCCCGUCAGGCCGACGCAGCUUGACCUGGUGGGUCUCGAUGUGUCUCCGGGACCUCCUGAGUCUGUCGAGUUAGGGGACACUCCGAGCGGUUCCAACCCGUGUCACUCCGACACCCCGAAAUGUGACUCAGACCCUGACCAGCCUAGCAGUAGCUCCUCGGAAUGGGAGGGUCAGGUGCACCUUGUAUGAAAUACUGACUCCUCCUACUCCGUUAACCACUUUAUGAUGUGAAAUAGCUAUCGGAUUUGAACCCGAGGAUCAUCAUGAAAAGAAAAGCCUAUGUAUUGUCAGAUAUGUCGAAAUCAAAGCCGUUUUUAAAAUCUGGCCAGUGUGUUACAGGCCUCCGUUUGAGGCAUGUGUUCACCAAAAACUUCCAGUUAUAAAGUGCGAAAGAUUUUUACUAAGUCAGCAACUGAACCAGACAGCAUUAUGUAAUCCUAGAGGGAAAAGUUUAUGAGGUUAUCAUGAGCAAGCAGUCAGAGCCGUACGCCUCUAAUAAUGAUAAUCUACUGUAUAGAACAGGACCGUGUUUGGAGGACAUCCUGUCUUUAUCUGCUUAAUUUUCAAUGAUGUAAAAGGUGCCAAAAACACCGGCUAGUACACAGCGUUCACUAACGCCCGGUGGAUGGUGUGCCGAAUGUGCCUCCUCCUGAAGGGCUCGGUCGCCCUCUCCUUCCUUUAAAGUCCACCUGUAGUGUUAGCACACAGAAGAGCGGGCCUGUUCUGUGGUGCAAAGAAUCACAGAAACAAAAAAAGAACGUAAUUCUAGUCGCUGUUCGCUUAUUUCUUUUUCGGUUCAAACGUAAUCACUGUUUCAAUGGUAAAAUAGAGAGGAAAGUAUCUGUGAGGUUCAACUCAUUUCAGGAGUGCCGCACUGGCUCUGUUUUCUCUUUGCAACUUAUCACAGUGCCUUUUCUGUGACACUAUUCUUUAUUUAUAGGCACUCUCAGAACACAGAAUGUGGUGAGUUCUAUACACGCCGUGACCGUACUUUCAGGUGGCAAAUAAGCAAACGGCCUCAAUGUUUUUUAAAAAACACUUUUUUUUAGAAAUGUUCAAUUGCCCUUUAGCAUGUUUCUGGUCCCUUUCCCCAGAGUGUUUUAAAGAAAGUAUUUAAAAACUAGAGAAAGAAUGAGUUUACGUGCUCACUCGCAUUUAUGUGGAUUGCAUUCAUCUAUAUUGAAUCUGGAGAUAUUAUAAAUUAUGUGUAAAAGAGAAGAUGUGAUAUCCAGAAUGUGUGGUGAUGAUGUUAAACAUUUCAGUGUGGGAUUUAAAGAGAUAGUUCACCUCCCCCUCAUGUCAUUCUAAACUUCAUUCUUAGUUUUGUUUAACAUUGAAAGUGUUCACUAAAAUAUUCGGGUUGUUUUUUGUGCACACAAUGGCUGUCAAGAAUGAAAGAUGAUUUAUAUUGAUUAAUUACUUUUUUUACAUUUGUUUUUCACACGAAGCUGUCAUAUGGCUACAAAAUACUUGAUCUUAAAGGGGCAGUUCACCCAAAAAUAAAAAUUCUGUCAUCAAUUACUCGCCCUCGAGUUGUUCCAAAUCACAGCAACACAGAUAUUUGGAAGAAAGCUUGUAACCAAACAGUUCUUGGCCAUGGACUACCAUAGGAGGAAAAAUGACAAUGGUAGUCAGAAGUGACCCAGAACUGUUUACUUUCCUACAUUCUUCAAAAUAUCUUCUUUUGUGUUCAACAGAACAAUUACAUUUAUACAGAUUUAGAACAACUUGAGGAUGAGUAAAUGAUGACAGAAUUUUCAAUUUUGGGAGAACUUUUCCUUUACGAACCAUGAUUUACUUUUAUGGUGUUUUUGUCAUGUUUAUAACUUGAACAGUCCCAAUUACCAUUUAAUUUUAUUAUAUAGAAAUGAGUUCCUUUUGGGUUCAACGGAAAAAACAAUAUAUAAGUAGUCUGGAACACCAUGAGGGUGAGUAAAUUAUAACACUUUUUUUGAGUGAACUUAACCUUUGAAAUAUCACUAUGGCUAAAAUCCAUAGAUGUGACCAUAUCUAUGUUUUUUAUUUUUUUAUGACACAAUGCUUGCAAGAGCGUCUGUUUUCACCUUUGAAAAUAUUCAGGUGUGUGAUCUUUGGAUCUUUUUUAAGGCUGUGGCAAAUAUACAUCGAUGUGACAGUCAAAAGCGGCAACAAUUCAAUUACAAACAAAAAUAAUAAAUAUAACUGGUAUUUCUCUACAAUAAAUAAUGAAAAUGUAUUUUCUAUUUAUUUAAAAUUGAAUGCCCUGCUUUAAAAAAAGUCAAUGAAAGUAAAAACCCAACAAACAAAAAAAAUCGUAAAUAUAUUUUUUGUGUAUAUAUAAAACUGUUCUAAACAGUGCCACUUCUGACAGCGUGCGUAUUACUUACAAGUGACUGGUGAAAUCUUUAAAAGCCAUUUAAAAGAAAUUAACAAUUUGUACAACUUUUUGAUUUGCUUUUUUUCUUGAGAACACCUGGUCAACUUUACUUCAGAUGAAACUGUCAGUUCAGGUAGAACUGAAUUCUACGCACUUCAGAAAAUUGCACAAAACUAGCUCACACUUCAGCCUUGAAAUAACCCACUUGAGUUCAUAGGUUUGCUGUUAUAUUGGCAGCUCUAGCUGUGCAGGCGCCUCAUGUUUUACUGUGGGCUUGAUGGAAUAUGUAUGUUGAUUCUGAACUAUUGUCCUAAUGCAGUAUUGCAUUGCAUAAUGGAAACUGACAUGAAGUUGUUUUUGAAGUGGUGUUUUGCAGCUUGGAGUCAUUCCAGAAGAUUCAUCGAUUAAGGAGAGUUCACGCGUUUUUUACUGUAUGUAUGUGUGAUCUGAAUCAGUUAAGCUCAAUAAAUUGCAGUAUUUCUCUUUGAAGUAAUGUAUGUCGGCAGAGGCACAGGUGGAGCAAAUGUCUGUUUUCAUGAAGCGUGUGAUAGAUUUGAAACAACUGACCAGACAUGAGAAAAAUAGGUGAAUACAAAGUUGUCCUGUAUGUGUCAGUAUGCUGUGCAUUUAGCAACUAUAAUAAACAUAGAUCAUGUUUUCCUGUCUAAAGGCAAUUCAAGUGUCAAGGCUAUUGUUUGGGGGAAGGGGCGGUGGGGUAAAGCAAAUCUUGUAACCCAUUGCAGAUUUUAUAUUGUUAACCAUCUAAUCCUCGAAAUGGUAUUUGCACUUUUAUGAUCUUGAUACACUUGAUACAUUCCCAAUUUAUAUUGACAAUACAAAUGUGUGGUGCUUGGCCCGAUUUGAGUGUGAAUCUUAAUAAAGUUGCAGUUGUUAAAGUGG
Triplophysa dalaica is the source of this 6559-nucleotide messenger RNA. RefSeq names its product ankyrin repeat and IBR domain containing 1b (gene ankib1b). Gene Ontology annotation, molecular function: zinc ion binding; ubiquitin conjugating enzyme binding; ubiquitin protein ligase activity. The transcript is spliced from 21 exons. The coding region runs from base 214 to 3492 and encodes 1092 amino acids. NCBI's taxonomy places the organism in Eukaryota, Metazoa, Chordata, Actinopteri, Cypriniformes, Nemacheilidae. Gene Ontology annotation, cellular component: cytoplasm; ubiquitin ligase complex. Gene Ontology annotation, biological process: ubiquitin-dependent protein catabolic process; protein polyubiquitination; positive regulation of proteasomal ubiquitin-dependent protein catabolic process. The record is from RefSeq and is a predicted model, not a curated record.